AUGGCCGACAGGGGAGUGACGAUUCGCGAGCUGGCCGAAGCCGCGGGCGUGUCCAUCGGGACGGUCUCGCGCGCGCUCAAGGGCCAGCCCGGGUUGUCGGAGCAGACCCGCGCGCAGGUGCUCAGCGUCGCUCAGCAACUCGGCUACGACACCGCCAAGCUGCGCACCGGCAAGCCGCGCCGCAUGUUGUUCCUGUACAGCCGCAGCAUCGGCUCGCUGGCCAACAACCCCUUCUAUUCCUAUGUGCUGCACGGCGCCGAGACGGCCUGCCGGGACCCGGGCGUGCCGUUGAGCAUCAUGUCGGUGCUGGGCGGCGAGGACAUCGCCGGGCAAAUCCGCCGCCACGAGGCCGACGCGCUGCUGGUGGCCGGCUACAUCGACCCUGAGGCCAUGGAUGCGGUGCGCCAGUGCGAGCUGCCGCUGGUGCUGGUGGACCACUUCUACCCCGGCGUGCGCUGCGUGAACGACGACAACCUGCUCGGCGGCCUGGCUGGCCACGCGGCACCUGCUGGAGGGCAACUCCAAGCGCAUCGCCGCCAUCUUCGGGCCGCUGGCGCACUACUCCACGUCGCUGCGCGGCCAAGGGCUUCCGGCUACCGCGAGGCGGGCCGCGAUGCGAUGCGCCGCCUGCUGGCGCUGCCUGCGCCGCCGGAUGCCGUCUUCGCCUACAACGACUCCACGGCCAUGACGGCCAUCGAGUACUGCCAGGAGCAGCGGCCUGCGCGUGCCGGAGGACAUCCGCUUCGUCGGCUAUGA
Molecule: messenger RNA, 756 nt
Organism: Ostertagia ostertagi
Lineage: Eukaryota; Metazoa; Nematoda; Chromadorea; Rhabditida; Trichostrongylidae
Source: the annotation of a GenBank genome assembly